Molecule: messenger RNA, 6412 nt
Organism: Amphiprion ocellaris (clown anemonefish)
Lineage: Eukaryota; Metazoa; Chordata; Actinopteri; Pomacentridae
Gene: atp8a1
Product: ATPase phospholipid transporting 8A1
Exons: 38
Coding region: 353-3802 (1149 amino acids)
Biological process (GO): phospholipid translocation
Cellular component (GO): plasma membrane
Molecular function (GO): magnesium ion binding; ATP binding; ATP hydrolysis activity
Source: RefSeq, a predicted model, not a curated record
CCCCCUCGCUUCAGUUUAUGGUAAGUCCGUGUCCACUCCUGCUCGACCGAAGGCGUCGUACGGCUUUAUUCCGCCGUGUGAACCAGGAUGCGGGGGGCUCCAUGAAGCUCCGGGCUGCCGAGCGUGGUUCUGUCACCGCCGGGAAAUUAAAGUUGUUUAUCACUCGUCUACGUCUCUCAUUAGCGGCAAACACGCAGCAGUCCGGUCCACAUGAGAGAGGCUCCUCCGCUGAAUUUCAGCCGUUUUUUUGAAGUUCCUUGACGGUUGAGAAGCAGUAGCAGCAGCAGCAGGGACCAAAACCAACAAGCCGCGGCCGCUUGACAGGUGCCGUCGCCCGGCUCUGCGUGGAGAGAUGCCGCCCGUCCAGAGAACGAUGUCAGAUCUUCGUAGCCGAUCGGAGGGAUAUGAAAAGACAGAGGACACAUCAGAAAAGACUUCCUUGGCUGACCAAGAAGAUGCCCGACUGAUAUACCUCAACCAGCCACAGUUCACAAAGUUUUGCAGCAAUCGAGUCAGCACAGCCAAAUAUAAUGUCCUCACCUUCCUUCCUCGAUUCCUCUACUCACAGUUCAGGAGGGCAGCCAACGCCUUCUUUCUCUUCAUUGCACUCUUGCAGCAAAUUCCUGAUGUGUCUCCCACUGGUCGGUGGACCACACUGGUGCCGCUGCUCUUCAUCCUGGUAGUGGCUGCUGUAAAGGAGAUCAUUGAGGACCUGAAACGUCACAACGCCGACAAUGUUGUCAACAAAAAGGAAUGUCAAGUACUGAGGAAUGGUGCCUGGGAGAUUGUGCACUGGGAGAAGGUGGCUGUUGGGGAAGUAGUCAGAGCUGCAAAUGGGGAUCACCUCCCGGCUGACCUCGUCAUACUGUCGUCCAGUGAACCCCAGGGUAUGUGCUACAUUGAAACAUCGAACUUGGAUGGAGAAACAAACCUUAAAAUCAGACAGGGUCUCCAGAUGACUGCGGACAUAAAGGAAAUCGACAGCCUGAUGCGUCUGUCUGGGCGGAUGGAGUGUGAAAGCCCCAACCGCCAUCUGUACGAGUUUGUUGGGAACAUCCGCCUGGAUGGACACAGCACGGUGCCACUGGGUCCAGACCAGAUCUUACUGAGAGGAGCCCAGCUUAGGAACACACAGUGGGUCCAUGGUGUGGUGGUCUACACAGGACAUGACACAAAGCUCAUGCAGAAUUCCACACGGCCUCCUCUGAAGCUGUCCAACGUGGAGCGUAUCACCAACUUUCAGAUCCUUGUGCUGUUUGGCUGCCUGCUGGCCAUCUCUCUGGUCUGCUCCAUUGGCCAAACCAUCUGGAAGUACCAGUACGGCAAUGAUGCCUGGUACAUGGAUCUCAACUAUGGCGGGGCGGCUAACUUUGGCCUCAACUUCCUCACCUUCAUUAUCCUGUUCAACAACCUGAUACCUAUCAGUCUCCUGGUCACACUAGAGGUUAUCAAGUUCAUCCAAGCCUUUUUCAUCAACUGGGACACUGAUAUGCUCUAUGAGCCCACAAACACACCUGCCAUGGCCCGCACCUCCAAUCUGAACGAAGAAUUAGGCCAGGUGAAAUACAUUUUCUCUGACAAGACCGGAACUCUGACCUGCAACGUAAUGCAGUUCAAGAAGUGCACCAUUGCCGGUGUGGCCUAUGGUCACGUCCCUGAGGCUGACGAGGGUAGUUUUGCAGAGGACGACUGGCACAGCACACACUCCUCAGACGAGGCAGGAUUUAAUGACCCGAGCUUACUGGAAAACCUCCAAAGCAAUCAUCCUACAGCUGCUGUUAUCCUGGAGUUCAUGACCAUGAUGGCCAUCUGUCACACUGCAGUCCCUGAGCGCAUGGAUGGAAAAAUCACCUACCAGGCUGCAUCUCCAGAUGAAGGAGCUCUGGUGAGAGCAGCACAAAACCUUGGCUUUGUGUUUUCUGGUCGAACUCCAGACAGCGUCAUUGUGGAAAUGCUCGGAACAGAGGAAAAGUAUGAGCUGCUUCAUGUGCUGGAGUUUACCAGCGCGAGGAAGAGGAUGUCAGUCAUCAUGCGCACCCCAUCUGGGAGGAUCCGCCUCUACUGCAAAGGAGCUGACACAGUGAUCUAUGACCGUCUGGCAGACAGCUCGAGGUACAAAGAGAUCACGUUGAAGCACCUGGAGCAGUUUGCCACUGAGGGGCUACGCACCCUGUGCUUUGCGGUGGCAGACAUCAGCGAGUCGUCCUAUCAGCAGUGGCAGGAGAUCCACCACAGAGCCUGCACCUCCCUGCAGAACAGAGCCCUGAAACUGGAGGAGAGCUACGAACUGAUAGAGAAGAACCUGCAGCUCCUGGGGGCCACGGCGAUAGAGGACAAGCUCCAAGAUAAGGUACCUGAGACCAUUGAGACUCUAAUGAAGGCUGACAUCAAGAUCUGGAUCCUGACUGGAGACAAACAAGAAACAGCCAUCAACAUUGGACAUUCCUGCAAACUACUGACCAAGAACAUGGGCAUGCUCGUGAUCAAUGAAGACACACUCGAUGGAACAAGGGAAACACUCAGCCACCACUGCGGAAUGCUGGGAGAUGCCCUCUACAAGGAAAACGACUUUGCUCUCAUUAUUGACGGAAAGACUCUUAAAUAUGCCCUUACGUUUGGAGUGCGUCAGUACUUCCUGGACCUUGCCCUAUCCUGUAAAGCUGUCAUAUGCUGCAGAGUAUCUCCUCUUCAGAAGUCAGAGGUGGUUGAGAUGGUGAAGAAGCAGGUGAAGGUGAUCACGCUGGCCAUCGGUGACGGUGCUAAUGACGUAGGAAUGAUCCAGACAGCUCAUGUCGGUGUGGGAAUCUCAGGCAACGAGGGUCUGCAGGCAGCAAACUCCUCUGACUACUCUAUCGCCCAGUUCAAAUACCUAAAGAAUCUGUUGCUUGUCCAUGGAGCCUGGAAUUACAACCGUGUAGCCAAGUGUAUCCUCUACUGCUUCUACAAGAACAUUGUUCUCUACAUCAUCGAGAUCUGGUUUGCAUUUGUCAAUGGCUUCUCUGGUCAGAUUCUCUUUGAGCGCUGGUGCAUUGGCCUCUACAAUGUGAUCUUCACUGCUUUGCCUCCUCUCACUCUCGGAAUAUUCGAGCGCUCCUGCAGGAAAGAAAAUAUGCUGAAGUACCCUGAACUCUACAAAACCUCCCAAAAUGCAAUGGGUUUUAAUACCAAGGUCUUCUGGGCCCAUUGUCUGAACGGCCUCUUCCACUCCGUCAUCCUCUUCUGGUUCCCCCUUAAAGCCUUCCAGCAUGAUACAGUUUUUGGCAAUGGAAGAACUCCAGACUAUCUCCUCUUAGGCAACAUGGUUUACACAUUUGUGGUCAUCACAGUUUGCCUUAAAGCUGGCCUUGAAACUUCAUCCUGGACCAUGUUCAGUCACAUCGCCAUCUGGGGAAGCAUCGGCCUGUGGGUGGUGUUUUUCAUUAUCUAUUCCUCCUUGUGGCCCCUCAUCCCUCUGGCACCCGACAUGUCAGGCGAGGCGGACAUGAUGUUCAGAUCAGGGGUCUUCUGGAUGGGCCUGUUCUUCAUCCCAGUCACCUCGCUGGUCUUUGACGUGGCCUACAAAGUCGUGAAGAAAGCGUGUUUCAAGACCCUGGUGGACGAGGUGCAGGAGCUUGAGGCUUUAUCCAAAGACCCUGGAGCCGUGGUGCAUGGGAAGAGUUUGACGGAGAGGGCACAGCUCCUGAAGAACGUCUUUAAGAAGAGCACCGUCAGUCUGUACCGGUCUGAGUCCAUGCAGCAGAACCUGCUCCCGGGGUCCUUUGAACUCGCCCGCAGGCCUCCAGGUACUGAGCGAGUCAUUUGACACCUGAAGAUGGCUACGCCUUCUCUCAAGACGAGAACGGAGUGGUGUCUCAGUCUGAGGUCAUCAGAGCGUAUGACACCACCAAACAGAGGACCAACGAGUGGUGAGCCGCCGGCCUUCUUGCUCUCGGCCGGCCAGUUGGGAGCCGCAGCGGCCAUUUCCGAUGGCGAUUUUUGAAGCUGAACGAGAGGGGAAGCGUCGGUGCGAGCCUCCAGGAGUGAGGGUUUUUUUUAGACAAGAAACGGACAGAAGAGAGUGACAUUGUGUAGUCUUUAAGAAAGGGAAAAAAAAUAACAAGGAACAACACAAAAAUGUGUUCACUAUCAGCUGUAGUUGUGUGUCCAGCAGACAUGAUGAGCACUGUGCUUUCUUAGCAGUAUGUGGUCUGAAGUUCUUCACUGUUCUUGCUCAGUUUGUCGGAGUGAACGUCUCCUUUCUAUUGAUUUAAGGAAUGACAGCUUAUAGCACUGAGCCAAAAUGCCUAAAAUCAUUAUAUUCAAUUAAAAUCAAACUCCUAAACACUGUUAUAAAAGUUGAAACACUGGACAAUGAAUAGUCUAUGAGGAUUUGAACUUGUGAAAGAUUGCCAAAGAGCAGUCGUGUAUACAAUCGUCCAAGUACUAGUGAUUCGGAACACUUUAAACCAAAAUGUAAUUAAACUCCUGUGUGUAUUCCAGCACUGAACUGACCACUUCAGAGCAGAUGUUUGUAAAUUUGAAUUUUCUUUUUGCACUUAAGGAAGCAUCUACUGUGUGAAGCCUUACAUUUGCUCAUGCCUUCGUCCUUCUUCGUUUUCUUUUAAAGUACAUUUAUUUUUAGCUAUUAUUUUUUAAGUAUGUAGAUAUCGUGCCUGGUUUUCUUUGUUUUUACCUUUUCAUUUCAUUUUUUUAACGCCUUGCCUCCUGCAACCCAUGGUAGUCCUGUUUCCACCGUUUUAACAGCAGAAGUAUUGCAUUCCACACAUCACUCCUGUUUCAACAAUCACAACGGUGCCUACAUGAAACUUUUCCCUCUUAGAAGAAAAACACAGCCAAGAGUAGUUUAGCCGGCUAGCUUAGACCAGUGCUCCACACACACACACCUGCUGAGGACAAAAACACUGUCUCCCCACCACAGUAUUGCACUCCUACAAUGUGAAAGCUACAGAUGUUAGAACUUGUUCCUGCAGAGGUGAACAGGAGGCUCUGUGACGGUCUUGUUGAAGCUUACAGUGGUGGUCGUGUUUCCCUUAAAAUGGAGAUUUUAUCCUUCUAACAUAAGUGCCAUUAGCUUAAGGGACAGAGAAAAAUAUUAGCCAGGAAACUCCACGACAGUAUCAAAACUGUAUCAAAACUACUUUGUCUCUAUAGUUAUUUUGUGGAUUUGUAUUUUUAUAUUGGAGAUGUAUGAAUUUUGCAUUGACUGGCUUUGUAAUGAAUCGUCUGUAACUUUUAGUUUUUUCUUCCUCUGAUAAACUGGCAGGAUAGAAUAGAUCUAAUGAGGAAACGGAGCUUUCUUAAAUGUCUUCUUCUUAUUAAUAUUAAUAUUGUUACGGCUUGAUUUAUUUAUAAUUGACUACUUAAUGUCCGUGUGAUUGCUUUCUUCUCCCUAUGGGAGAUCAGAUUUCUGAUGGUGCGAGUGUGUGUCGGUUUAUUGCCUGCAUGUGCAUGUGCUGUAUGUAUACGAGUGUGUGUGUGUGUGUGUGUGCGUGUGUGUGUGAGGAUGUGUGUGUCACCUCUACUGUGGAUUACUUCUGUGUAUGCAUUGCAUGUCUGUGUCCUCUAUGCGAGACUGGGAGUUUCUGGCGCCUCGGUCCUCCUGGUGUGUUUCUUUUAUCGUAUAUGGGUGUGUAUGGGUGUGUGCGUAGUGACGCUUGCUCCAGUUGUCCGUCUGCACGACUCCAGGUAUAGCUAUGGUGUACUGCUGUGUGCCGAUGCAUGGCCCGUAUGGGAAAGUGAGACUGUCGGUGUGCGGUAUGACUGUGUGUGUUUGUGGUCAAACUCUCAGCCUCGACUGUGGGAGUUUCCGAUGCUCAGCUCGCUUCGACAGGAGAUGUUGCACAAUGCACUCAAUGUACCUUUCCAGUUGUGGAUAUCUGGUAUUAUCUGGUUUCGGUAUAUGAUUUCUCUUGAGUGUACAUGUUUGUAACUUGUUUUCUUCAUGCAGUGUACCUCUGCUUUACAGGAAAGCUCUUUUGUGUUUUGGGUUUAUGAUUAUUUUUCUCUGCUGGUCGUUUAGCGUGAAAACUUAAUCGGUCGUCAUCUUGUCAGAAAUUUCCAACCAGCUGAAUGUGGUUGUCGUCAUUGUGGAAGGCUUGGACUGUUGCUUUCUUUUUCCAGAAAACAUAAAACACACAUUGUUGUCUGUGAAGGUUGUGGGCUGCAUGAAUGGAAAACACAAACCGUUCUCUGAAGUGUUAACUGUACUACUUUGAUUCUCCCUCGAGUGUUGAUCACUUUACAAAAGAGGAAAAAAAUGCACCUUUAACUUUUGUUUUCGAUAUUUGUUUCUUUUCUGUCAUUUUGUUCAAUGAUUGUUCUGCAUGUUGGGACUGCAAACUUAUAAGUGUUGUCUUUUACUGCCAUGAAGGACUACUGAAAUAAACUUUACAAUCAUGGAGGAACAAUGUGA